This is a messenger RNA of Syzygium oleosum, 1835 nucleotides long. Its product is annotated as FCS-Like Zinc finger 10-like. The transcript has 3 exons. The record is from RefSeq and is a predicted model, not a curated record. Bases 289 to 1431 code for a protein of 380 amino acids. Lineage: Eukaryota; Viridiplantae; Streptophyta; Magnoliopsida; Myrtales; Myrtaceae.
CACAUUUCGGAGAGAGAGAGAGAGAGAGAGAGAGAGAGAGGGAGGGAGGAGUGCAGUACAAGUGUUCUCACAAGCACACGAGUGCUUCACAAGAACACGGUUUUAGCUGCAUUUGGGUCUUCUUGUCCAUCGUCCUUCUUCUUCUCCUUCUUCUCUCUGAACAUUAUCAUCUCUGGAGAAGCUCCUGGAAGAAGGAAGGGAAAAGAGAAAAAAGAACGGAAUACCCAGAUAAUCUGUUCCUGGUGAUUCGAAGCAGUGGGGCUUUUUGGGACGUUUCUUGGGAUAAUAAUGCUGGGAAAGAGGGCCAGGUCGGUGCUGAAAGAUCACCAGAUGGGUCAAAGAGCAGUUGCUAAUCCUGAUUGUGAGCUUGAUUUGAAUUCUAAAAGCAAUACCUUGUUCAAUCUCCCUGGCAUUUUUGUGGGUUUGACCCCUAAGAGACUAUCAGAGUCUGAGUCAGCCAAUAGUCCUACCUCUCCUCUUGAUUUCAAGGCAUUCUUAACUCUGACCAACCCUAACAAGUCCCCUAAAUCACCUCGACACAAAAAAAUUUGGGAUUGUAAUAAAGUGGGCUUAAGCAUUGUGUAUUCUCUUGAUCAUAAUGCUAAAGCAUUGCCUGGAAAAGUUCUUCAGUCAUCGGAUGGCAAGACCAUUCUUUUCGGUCCCCAGAUGAGGCUUAAAAAUCCGAACUUUGACACAAGUACUCGUCCCGUUGAGGCAGCUAAGUCGCUGCCAAAGAAUUACGCGUUCCCUCAUACCCGUUUGAAAUCUCCCCUCUGUGAUAUUAGCUCCGAUGUUGUUUUUGAGAUCGGAGUUGACCCUCAAGAUACUGAACCCUUUGGGAAAACCCGGUCGUGUUCUCUGAAUUCUUGCAUUUUGGUGAAUUCUUCUUCCGAAUUGAGCGGAUUGAAUCUGAAAUCAAACGACCUUUUGCAUGCUAACCAGAGUUCCUUGUCGAUGUCACCUGGCUCUGGAAAUGGAGUCAAUGGACUCAUCGGUUCUCUCCCGAAGAGCGAGAUUGAGCUCUCCGAGGACUAUACAUGUGUAACCUUACAUGGCCCUAACAAGAAAACAACCCACAUUUUUGGUGACUGCAUUUUGGAAUGCCAAUCUAAUGGGACAAUGGAUCUUCAUGAGACCAUUCAGAACAAUCGGCUGAGUUUGCUGAGUAAGACUUCUGAGACUCUGGCAAUGCAUCCAUCAGACAACUUCUUGAGCUUCUGCUUCACCUGCAAGAAGAUUCUGGAAGAGGGAAAAGAUAUCUACAUGUACAGAGGCGAGAAAGCAUUUUGCAGUUCAGAAUGCCGUUCAGCAGAGAUCAUGAUCGAUGAGGAAAUGGAGAAAACCGCGAAUGCUACAGCUCCCGGGGACUCAUCUGAUUCGUACAAUGGCCAUGGCAACCUUUUUGAGACCGGCCUCGAAGAAACCGAGUAAGCAAAGCCGCUUCCCAUCACCGUCUCCUCCACUGUUAGCCAUGCAGAUCGUCCGUUCACAAAGAGCUGUUUCCAUGUUCAUUUUAUCUGCAGCCAUGGAUGAUCAUCAAUCAAAACCUUUUUGUACAUUGCGUCCGUUUUCACUGCUUUGUGCUUCUAAACUUGGUGGUAUAGGUGGUGGGGAGUCUUCUUUCGGCAUUGAGAAAUAAUUGAGACAUAUUUUUGUUUUCUUGCUUUUGUUGUUGUCAUUUUAUUCCAAAGAAAGGGGUUGGUAUGCCGAUUGUCAUGGCUCCCCAAUUUUCUGUCCCUCUAAAGGAAUAUCAGAGUCCCUGUAUGAGCAUCCAAAUGAACUUGAGCUUUUUACCUUCAACAAUAUAAACUCGCCUUCAUAGUUUCAUUAACAAA